AUGGCAUCAAAGAAAAGGGAAGUGAUAGAAGAGAUAGGUGUGGUGAUGGGAUUGGUUUCUGUGCAAUUCUUGUACGCGGGAAAUGCAAUUUUGCUGAGCAUUAUUCUGAAAACAGGACUCCAGCCUUCUUCUCUAAUAAUAUGUUCCACUUUUGCCACUUUUCUUGUGCUCUCACCUCUUGCAAUCCUCUUUGAAAGGAGAAAAUGGCCGUCAAAGAUCACCUACAAGCUUGUUAUACAGUUGCUUUUACUUUCGUUUGGGGGGGUGACAGUGUUUCAGUCGUUGUUUAUGAAAGGAGUUCACCUGACCUCACCAGCAGUAGCAACAGCAAUGCCAAAUCUAGCACCGGGGCUCAUCUUUUUCAUCGCCUGUGGCUUCGGGUUAGAGAGAAUGGACAUAGGGUGCAAGUACAGCAGAGCAAAGAUAGGCGGGACGAUGCUGUGCGUGUUAGGAGCCGUAGUGAUGAGCCUCAUGCAGAGCGACCAUUCCAACACAAACACCAAAACUCCCACUGACUUCAACUCACAAACAAUCCUGGGUUGCACCUAUCUCAUUGCUGCUGUUUUUGUUCUGUCCACCCAAGUUGUGCUGCAGGCUAUCACAUUGAGGGAUUUUUCAGCACCCAUAUCAAUGUGUUCCAUAACCUCGUUGCUAGGUUCGAUGUUAACAGCAGUAGUGGAGGUUGUCCUAGAUGAGAAUUACUGGGAUUGGGACUACCUGCAUCUUCAAGAUUUGCUUGGCUACUCCAUUGUGGCAGGCGGGAUCAGCGGAAUGUGCAUAAGCGUGAACGCAUGGGCAAUGAAGAAAAGAGGUCCAGUUGUGGUCUCCAUUUUCAACCCUCUCGGAACUGUUAUUUCUGCUGCCACCUCUAUCUCAUUAGGCGACUCCAUUUCUGCCAAGGACUUGGCAGGAAUGUUGGUGAUGUUCAGCGGUCUGUAUUUGGUGCUUUGGGCUAAACGAAAUGAAAGCAAUGCAAAGAGUCCCAAUGUCGACCACCACGCCGCCGAUGACACUAUUGUCUUUGAUAUUGAGAAGCCUCUUUUAACUUGAUUUUUUUUCAUUGGAAACAAACUUAAAAAAUGUAAAAUGUGGGAAGUUAACUUUGCUACUUUGAUACCAAGCCUCAUAGCUCAACUGGUUGAGAAGGGAGUCAAGGAUAUGACGCCAUCUAGUCCUGAGUUCGAAUCCUGGAUGACCCAACUUGGGAUUAAUUUCCCUGUGGGCCCAAGGCUUGUUGCCUUGGGACUUUGCAAGCAUACGGGCCUGGACCAGUCUGAGGGUGGUCAACUUACGAGCCGAGACCCGUCUGAGGGUGGUUAAGCAGCUAGUUCGUGGGCCACGAGGGAAAGGGAGAGGCCGGUGCUUGGCCUGGACCCGUCUGAGGGUGGUUAAGCUGCUAGUUCGUGGGCCACGAGGAGCAGGAGGAGGCUGGUUCGGACGUGACCACGAGGGGCUGGAAGAGGCUGGUUCGCUUGCCAAUGUAUCUCGAACUCCGAUGUGAGUGUGUGUGUGUAAAAAAAAAAAAAUCUUUGCUACUUUGAUACCAGGCGGAACCUUGUAGGAAAUAAAGCAACUUUUACUUCCGGAA
Salvia splendens (bonfire salvia) is the source of this 1588-nucleotide messenger RNA. RefSeq names its product WAT1-related protein At5g47470. The record is from RefSeq and is a predicted model, not a curated record. NCBI's taxonomy places the organism in Eukaryota, Viridiplantae, Streptophyta, Magnoliopsida, Lamiales, Lamiaceae. The transcript has 5 exons. Gene Ontology annotation, cellular component: membrane. The coding region runs from base 1 to 1050 and encodes 349 amino acids. Gene Ontology annotation, molecular function: transmembrane transporter activity.